AUGCCUAAAUCCAGUCAAACCCCCUCUAAAACCAAAUCAUCAUCCAAGGCUGAAGCAAAAUCCAAAAUCAUGAAGCCCAAAUCAAAGAAAAGUGCCAAGCCAUCAAGUGAACCCAUACCCAUACCUGCUCCUUCUCCUUCGAUAUCCUUCACUGUACCUAUAUCAUCAUUCCAUGUUCAUGCUGCUCUCACCAUCCCCACCUCCACUGUACCCCCACUUCCAAAACCAACCACCCAUUCACUUGAGCCUACUGCGAAAAAUACCUCUAAGUCAACAAAGGUCAAGGCUACUCAAAGAAAAUCUGUCAAGAAAGUGCCCGAUACUGCUACUCAGGUAGGCAUAGUGGUCAAGGAAUCUGUGAUUCAGGGGGAAUCAGUGCCAGUCAAUGCUAAUCAGGUACAACAUACCCCUUUGAAAUUAGAUAUUUUGGUAUCUGCUAUAGAUGUUGCACCCUUAGAUACUCUCCCACCCACGAGUGAGAAACCACAAGUAGAGGAAUUAACUAUAGAAAAGGGUGUAGGUGAUCCGAGAAAAGAGACUGAGGAUGAGGAAGAUGAUGGGGGUGAAAAAGAAGAAGAAGAUGUGGACAGUCAGGAGGAGCAUAAUGCUGAAGACAUUGCCAAUGAAGAAGAAAAGAGUGAGAAUGAGGGAGCAUCUGGAAAUAAGAAGGAAAGUGAUACGGAUGAUAAGAUAGGUGAACAAGUAAAUGAUUCUGCAGAAGAAGAAAAUCAUAGUAAAGAAGAGGACAACUCUGAGAGUGAGGGUAGGGAUCAGGAAAAAGUAAGUGAGAGUGAAGGAGUGGAUGAAGAGAGUGAGAAAGAGAAUCAGAAUUUGAGUGAGGAAUAUGAAGGCUCUAUGACCAUUGGGAACACUGUCAUAGCCCAUUCAGAAGCAACUGGUGAAGAGACAAGGGCUCAAGAACCUGGGUCUCUGUUAACUCCUUUCACUGGGGAUGAAGAAGUUAGCAGUGAUGAAGAUAACUUGCCAUUGUCUGAGGUAGGGAAAAAACCCAGGAAGACUUCUGUGAAAGCAACAAAGUUAGCAGUCCCAACGAGGAAAGGAGUGGCUCCUCCUGCCAGGACUCCUCUUAUAAGGAGUAAAAGAAAUGUUGUUGAUGAACAGGUCAUUAUCUAG
This is a messenger RNA of Nicotiana tabacum (common tobacco), 1134 nucleotides long. The record is from RefSeq and is a predicted model, not a curated record. NCBI's taxonomy places the organism in Eukaryota, Viridiplantae, Streptophyta, Magnoliopsida, Solanales, Solanaceae.